Messenger RNA from Anolis sagrei ordinatus, 1276 nucleotides. RefSeq names its product protein-lysine 6-oxidase-like. NCBI's taxonomy places the organism in Eukaryota, Metazoa, Chordata, Lepidosauria, Squamata, Anolidae. Gene Ontology annotation, molecular function: protein-lysine 6-oxidase activity; copper ion binding. Gene Ontology annotation, biological process: peptidyl-lysine oxidation; collagen fibril organization. The record is from RefSeq and is a predicted model, not a curated record.
AUGGGGCUACCGGGAUGCCUGUGGCUGGUCCUGAUGCUGAUGGUGGAGGGGACCAAGGGGGUGCAGGAGAUCCGCUGGGCCAGCGGGGGUCACCUCCAUCGGCUCCUCAACAUGGCUGGGCCCUUCCAAGGGCCCCCCGGAUUGGUCCAAAGGCUCUUCCUCCGCAUGAGCCCCAACAGGUCUGGGAACAGGCCACAAACAGCCCUCAGGCCCAUUGAAGACCAAGCCUCAGGCGAGGGGAAUUCAGGGUCCCUUGUCCCCACCGCAGGGGCUAACCCGACCCCAUUUGGGGUGAUAAAUGAAAUAGAUGGCUCCCCGGUCCCCGUUCAGGGGGGACCCCAAACUCCCCGAGGUCCUUCAAGCAGGAGUCUGGCCAGAGCGGAGCCUCAAGAUCCCCGCAACAGCGUCUUCUACGACGCAUACCCCAAUUUGCAGCUAGGAUCCCAAUCCCGGCCUGGAUAUGGGACCCAUUACUUCCAUCACGGCCUUCCAGACUUAAUCCCAGAUCCGUAUUUCAUCCAAGCGUCUACCUAUGUCCAGCGGGUCCAGCUUUACGCUUUGGAGUGUGCCGCCGAGGAAAAUUGCCUUGCGAGAUCGGCCUACAGUCCUGGAGUGAGCCCACUCAGCUACCGGGUCCUUCUCCGCUUCCCACAACGGGUCAAGAACCAAGGGACGGCCGACUUCCUCCCGGUCAAGCCGCGCCAGGCCUGGGAGUGGCACGCCUGCCACCAGCACUUCCACAGCAUGGAGGCCUUCAGCCAUUAUGACCUGUUGGACGCUUCCUCUGGAGAGAAGGUGGCCCAAGGGCACAAGGCCAGCUUUUGCUUGGAGGACACCACCUGCGACCCCAGGGUCCGCCGGCGCUACGCCUGCACCGCACACACACAGGGCCUGGGCCCCGGAUGCUAUGACACCUACCACGCCAACAUUGAUUGCCAAUGGAUCGAUAUCACUGAUGUCCCUCCGGGAAACUACACCCUCAAGGUGACGGUCAACCCGGAUUUCCUGGUGGACGAGUCAGACUUCACCAACAACAUAGUGCGUUGCGAUGUCACCUACGCGGGGACCUAUGCCGACACGCGGGACUGCCGGAUCUCAAGCUUCUAAGGCGAACGUGCAGAUCCAUGGGGGCGACAUCCCAAAAGAAAAACCUAAAUUACUUUUCUCAGCAAUUAUGUCACAGGCCACGGUUUUCAGAUUUGUGCCACAUUCCCAAACAUCCUUUGCAUUCCUAGUCGACCUGUUUCCAAUCCUAUUAAAAAACACUCUUUCUUGC